Molecule: messenger RNA, 573 nt
Organism: Sesamum indicum (sesame)
Lineage: Eukaryota; Viridiplantae; Streptophyta; Magnoliopsida; Lamiales; Pedaliaceae
Source: RefSeq, a predicted model, not a curated record
GUUAUUCCACAGGCUGCUCACAAAUGAAAGAGUCAACAGAGAUGGUACUGUUUGGCAGUGAUCAUCGUCAUGGCUUUAACAGGCAAUUAUUUGUUUUGCUUCUCGUUUUGGUCGCACUUGGGACAUUAAUGUCUUCUUCCCAUGCUCGUCCAGUAAAGGAAGUGAGUGUAGUUGGCGCGACUGAUCAGAAAGGGUUUGCAGUGGAGGGGGAGAGCAAUAGUUUGAGUUUAAAGAAGGAAGCUGUUGAUUGUGUUGGGAAAGCAAGUGAUGAAUUAGGAGAAACAUCCGGGAGAAGUGAAGAGAUGAUGAAAUCAGGAGGUGAUGGAAUGGGAAAGUGGAAAGAGAAUUACAUGGCAUUCAGCGCGGAUUACCGAUCGCCAAAGCCGCAUCCGCCCAGGAAUAACUGAUCCAUCCAUCAACAUAUGUCUUCCAAUCCUUAAUUAUUUGCUUUUGUUGUCAAAGAGUGAGAGAACAAUUUUCCCAACCUGCUCUCACUACCUCAUCAUCAUCAUCAUAUAUAUAUUGUGAAAAUAAACAUAUAUAUAUAUACAUAAUUGUACUCUAUUUGUAUGU